ACCAAUCAAAAUGCUUUGAAUAUGAGGCGAGUCGAAUCCUUGACCUUGGACACAUACACACAAAGUAUUAAUGGCGUCAGAAUAGCAUACAGCAUAUUUAUGAAAUGAAGUAAAUGGAAAGAACUGGAAUAUCUUUGACCUACAGGCCUUAGUCGCAGUUUUAUUGAGACUGGCUACUGGUCCUCCAUUAGAAGAUAUGAAGAAAUGGAAUUUGCUGUUAUCUGAACAGUUGUUUAAGCAUGAGUUUGUCCCGCCUUCGUCAGCUCCUUUGCAGGGGUCAACAAAAUAUACCAAAAGAUGGAAAUAAAGAAGUUCUUUUGAACAAUUCACCAGAAGAUGUAGGAUGGUCCAGAUACCUAGUUAAACUCGAAGUUGAGACCGUAAUGCGACGUCGUCAAUUGUCUUCAACACGAGUUCUACUCAAGACCAGUGUUACAACUGUUCUUUCGAUCUGUUUGUUGUUUCUGAUUUUUUACACCAUAGUUCUCAUAUUUUUCACUCCAGUUGUGCCAGUGGAAUAUAAUGAGUGGAGGGCACGUCACAGACUAAAAUUAAUUGCCAAGAUCAAGUCUGGAAGUGAAAGUCACAAGAAGACUGACCAAAUUGCUAAGUCGGUGAUGUGGAAUGUGUCCAAUUCCAUCAAUAUACAUUUACCAGAACCUAGAUGUGAGGAAAAGCUUGUGAUUUUAAUUCUUAUCUCUUCAUCAGUUCCACAUUUUCAACAGAGAAAUGCUAUAAGGAAGUCAUGGUGUAAAACAAAUCAAGACAAGUAUGCAUGGAAGUGUAUAUUUCUUGUAGGACAGCCAGAGGAAUCGGGGAACUUUAUAGAAUUGAUACAAAAAUUACAGAAGGAGAAGGAAAACAACAGAGACAUUUUACAUGGCAGCUAUUUGGAUACAUACCGAAACUUGACAUACAAAGUGAUGCAUGGAUUCUCGUGGGCAACUGCUCAUUGUCCUGCCAAAUUCCUAUUAAAAACAGACGAUGAUUGCUUUGUGAAUACUCGAUUAAUCUAUGAUUUAGCUUUACAUCAUCAGGAUGUGAACAAUCUGUAUAUUGGAACAGUGUCAAAUGACAUGGAGAAAAGGAAGGUAAUCCGCAAUGUUGCAAAUAGGUGGCAUGUUGUGCAAUCUGACUACAAUGAAGAGUACUACCCAUCAUAUGCAAGUGGAGCUGGUUACCUCAUGUCAUGGGACACUGUGGAAAAAUUUGUGUCCAUCAGUCCAUAUAUCAAACCUAUUCCUGUUGAGGAUGCCUAUGUUGGAAUCAUGGCACAAGCUAAAAACAUCAUUCCUUCCAACUCAGGGAGAUUUGUUUUGAUGAGUAAUGGAUGGACUCUGUGCAAUUAUGCAUAUCUAGUAGUCAUUCAUAAUGUUAAGUAUCACCAACAAGAGGAACUGACCCACCAAUCUGUGCAGGCCACAGAGAAAUGUUUGGGGGGUCGGUCCCAAGGAGAAAUGUACACCUGGAAUUAGUCAACUGUAGCCAAUAUUUUUAAAAUUAUGUUUGGUGUCACUAUCCAUGUGUUCAGCUAAACUUUAUAUUGGAAAAUAAUUUUUGCCAUUAUUGUUUCUCUUCUGAAUUACAGUUACCCAAAAGACAACAUUGGCGUAAUGCCUAUGUACUAAAAUUGGGUACCUUCCAAGUCUUGUGUAGCUUGUCAAAAGGUAACCUAUUCAAAAUGUCUAGAGGAGCUAUGUUUAUUUUUUAAAUGCAUACAUAUUUAGUUCCUGUUUUACACUUUUAAUGUAUGGGUCUGCUUUGUGACCUUCUUACACAACUUCUACCUGUAUUAUCAGAUUUAAAUUGCCUUUGAGCUACCUACAAAUAGGGCUCUAUUUCAAAAUUUCUUGCAGUUUAUGAGGUAAGAUUCUCAUUUUGAAUUUUCCAUCCAUCAUAUCCAGGUGUAUUUGUGCUCAUUGAUAAAUCCUGUUAUUGUCAGGCUGUCAGCAAUUUGCAUAUGCUGGAAUUGGUACACAUGUCCUGAAGUUCUAGUCAGUAGUUGAAGGUGAAGUUUUUUCUAACUGCUGAACCUUACAGAGUGCUUGAAAGAUAAAGAGUGAAUGUUUACUGUGUGACACUGUUACGUGCAUGAAUUUUAUAAUUAGCAUGACACAUGCUAUCAUUACCAUGAUUGUAGUAAAUGUCACUAAACGAGCAAAACAUUGAGCAACUUCAUGUCAUUGGACAUCGUGAUUUGCAAAACUGACAAAUGUGAAAAGUGUCUUACAAGAUACUGAAAAUAGUAAUUAUAUACUGGAGCUGUGUUUAGGAAACUUUCUGGUCAAUAUCAGACUAUAGGAUUCAUGCUUCAUGUGUUUAGAUUGAUUUUCAUGACUUGCAGGGCAUGGUGCAUUGUACAUCAUUGAUUCAUUGUCUCAUUUUCCAAUUCUGUGUAUCACUCUACUCCUGAUAAAUUAGUUGUACAUUUGGUGAGUGUGGAUUGAUGUUUUUAUAUCUUAAAAGUGAUAUGAAAGAUAUCAUAUAUUUUUCAUUUUCUUUAUAUAUUUGUUUUCAUGCACAGAGGGGGCCUCCUUGAUGCAUUAAGCACUCUCUUCCAUGCAUAUCAAAAAUUCUGUUCCAGUCUAUUUAAACAGUGUCUUAUUCAUCUGGCAAAUUCUCAAUUGUUUACCAUUUACUUCUGUUCCAUUUGAUGACCCUGUCUAAGAUUUUACAAUGAGUGCAUAAUGCAUUUCUUUUUACAGGCCUAAAGAGAUUGUUUUUCAGUUGGCAAUUUAAAUUUGACCUAGUUUGUCUUAAGACUUAUUCUCUUAAUGUGCCAUAGUGACACAUUUAAAUAAUUGCAUUCCUUCUAAACCUGUAUUCUUUUUGUACAGGUUUAUGAGAUUGUUUUAGAAUAUGAGAAUCUCUGAUAAUAUUUCACUCAGUUUUGUUCAUUCUUGUACAUCUGAUCAUAUUUUGUAGAGUUAAGAAAUUUUCUAUGCAUUUUGCUAAUUUGAAUACUCAAGUUUUAUUUAUUGUCAAGUGCUGCAUCUUAUGUGGCUUUUUAUGUCACCUGAGUCACUCCAGUCAGGAUGUGACCUGUUGCUAUCCGUUUUCGUUCAUCGGUUGUAAACUUUUAAUUUAACAUUUUGAGGUUCUUCUCGUGAAUGGCUGAACCAAUUCUAACCAAUUUUGGUAAUAGCAUCUAUAGGUAAAGGGGAACAAAAACUGUGAAUUUAAUGGACUGAGGGGUGGGGCCAAAUCCAUCAAAUUUAUGCUAUCUUCAAAAAUCUGUAUUCCUGGACAUCAACCAAUCAAAUUAUAAUAAGCAAUGAAAUUUUGAAAUUCAUUACCCCCAGGUUGAGACCAAGUUGGUUAUAUAUUGGAAAUGCAUUAUAUCUCAGAAAAACCUCUCUACUUCUGGACAUCGAGGCAGAAUGUGUGCAUGAUUAUGAUAAGCAUAGGGUUGUCUACUAAAAUUUUGAAAGUUAUGGUUCAGGGUUCAGGUUUUAUUAUGACAUGAACAAGCAAGGGUGGAUUUUUUAGCUCACGAGUUGAAAGUUCAGUUGAGCUUUUCUGAUCACAUUUUUUGUCCAUUUGUCUGUCCAUAAACAUUUUUGACUUCUUAAAAACCACAAGGCUUAAUUAUUUCAGCUGAACUGUCACGAAGCAUGCUUGGGUAAAAAGGAUUCAAGUUCGUUCAAAUGAAGUGCCAUGUCCUUUUUGAAGUAGAAAUAAUUAAGAACUAGUAAAGAUUUUGUGGCAUCGUUUAAAAAUCUUCUCAAGAACCACUGGGUCAAUUUUAAACAAACUUGGCACAAAUUACAGUAGGUUGUGGCCACAAUAGGGGAUCAAAGUUUUACAUUAUGGGGAUAUAUAAAUCUUUAAAAAACAGUUAUUCUCAACUAGAACAGUAAGGUCAUUAAUCAUAAUAAUAUGCAAGUAUACCCAGGUAGUGCAGAUUCAAAUUGUGGUUCUAGGGGGUAGGGUGAGGUAACUUUUGGGGAUCAAAGUUUUACAAGUGAAUAUCUUUAAAAAUAUUACAGCAGGACCAUAAAUACUUUCAUUAUGCAAACAUACCCAGGUAAGGUUUGUUCAAAUCAUGAGCCUCUGGGGCUGAAUAGGGUAAUUUAAAACAAAUUCUUUUCAAGAUUAGUAGUAUUACACUAAAUCAUCAAAAUGCAGAUGUUCCAAAGUUGUGUUGAUUAAAGAAUUUCAUGCUCCUGUGACUUUUAGUCGGGGGGGGGGGGGGGGGGGGGGGGGUUGUUGUAUUGUUUUUAUUCUAUCUGUUUGAAACUUGAUCCUUGCUUAUAAUUAUUGAAUGGUGAGUCAUGGGGCUCUCAUAUUUUUAAUUUGUAUUCCUUGUGACAAGACCUUUCUUUUGGUAUCAAAGUUUUCGACAUUUUGAGGUUGACCUACUUUUAAGAAAAGUUAACCUGGGCAAUAUCCUCAGAACUGUUCAGAGGCUUUCAUAUUUUGUGUAUACGUUCCUUAUGGCAAGACUGUACAUUUCAUACCAUGGUUUUUUAUCUUAUGACAUUGUAUCAUGGUUAUAUUGUGACAUAUGGGGCUUCGUUGCAGUCAAAAUGUUUCAUGGGAAUAAAGAUUGCAAAAAAUCUGUUAAACAUCACAGCAUGGUCAAGGCGACUCCUGAGAUAUAACAGUUAUCUUGUCUACUGAAUAUUCUUAGAGUAGGAGUUAUAUGGUCCCUAUGGCAAAUUACCCAAUGGUAUGUUAGAAAUGUUUUUGUAUUAAUGAUUUUUAAAUUUUCAUGCAUACAAAUCGUGAGCUUUGGAAAAUGUGAUACAUAGUACUCAGGUGGCCGUUAUGGCCCAUAGGCCUCUUGUUUAAAGAUACGUCAUUCAAACAAGAUUCAAUGGAGGGAAAUGUUUAUCAACAGCAAUGAUAUCUUUCACACAAAACAUUCUGUUUACAUUUAGACUGCAUACUAAAUUUACUGAUCACGCAUUUCCAUAUAGUGAUGCAAAUAAUCAUCUGUUUAACUAUCAGUGUAUUCUAAACCAAUUUGAAAUUGAUAAACACAUUUUUUGUUAUGAUUCUUUACAACUCUGUAAUACAGUGUGUAUUACGUGGAUGUGCUUUUUCUCUAGUAAUGAUCUGGUUGUAGAGUUUUUGUACAUAACCUGGAGCUUUGAAUUAUGUUAAAGUAAAUGUUAUGAACUGUAAGUGUGUUUAAGUGAAAAGUCAAUAUAGUAUGUCUUUGUUUACUAAUACAUGUAUAAUGUGUUGGUUUUGGUUAAGUUUUUACAAAAUCAAAUGAAAACAAGUAAAAUUAUGAAAAU
Messenger RNA from Ostrea edulis (European flat oyster), 5246 nucleotides. RefSeq names its product beta-1,3-galactosyltransferase 5-like. The transcript has 2 exons. NCBI's taxonomy places the organism in Eukaryota, Metazoa, Mollusca, Bivalvia, Ostreida, Ostreidae. Gene Ontology annotation, molecular function: N-acetyl-beta-D-glucosaminide beta-(1,3)-galactosyltransferase activity. Bases 240 to 1475 code for a protein of 411 amino acids. The record is from RefSeq and is a predicted model, not a curated record. Gene Ontology annotation, cellular component: membrane.